AAGUAUCUGCUGAAGAAGUCAGGUACCAUCUCAUUGCGUUUAGAGCAGCAGUCGUAUAUCAGAGUCUGGCAAACAGAGCUGCCUUCUGUGUAGCUAGCGUGGAGCUUUUUUGGCUGCACGAUUACUUAUUUGGGAAACUCAUCGGCUCCGACAGAAAAAGCCAGAGAAGACGAGAAGAAGAGUGAGAUUAAAGAGUUUGGUCCCUCUUCGGUGUCCAUCCUCUCAGCCUGAUUUAAAGGAAGAUUUUUGUCUUGAUCUCCGGGGAACCAUGAGCUUCCUUUUUGGAAACCGUUCGUCCAAAACUUUCAAGCCCAAGAAGAAUAUCCCGGAGGGUUCUCAUCAGUAUGAGCUGUUGAAACACGCCGAGGCGACGCUGGGGAGUGGAAACCUGCGCAUGGCGGUCAUGUUGCCCGAGGGGGAAGACUUAAAUGAGUGGGUCGCCGUCAACACGGUGGAUUUCUUCAACCAGAUCAACAUGCUGUACGGCACCAUCACAGACUUCUGCACAGAAGAAAGCUGUCCAGUCAUGUCUGCCGGUCCUAAGUACGAGUACCAUUGGGCCGACGGAACCAACAUCAAGAAGCCCAUUAAAUGCUCAGCCCCCAAGUAUAUCGAUUACCUCAUGACGUGGGUGCAGGACCAGCUGGAUGAUGAGACGCUUUUCCCUUCAAAGAUCGGCGUUCCAUUUAAGCGCAACUUCAUGUCUGUGGCAAAGACCAUCCUGAAGCGGCUGUUCAGGGUUUACGCCCACAUCUACCAUCAGCACUUUGACUCUGUCAUGCAGCUGCAGGAGGAGGCCCACCUCAACACUUCUUUCAAACACUUCAUCUUUUUUGUACAGGAGUUCAACCUCAUUGACAGAAAAGAGCUGGCCCCCCUACAGGAGCUGAUUGAGAAACUCACCACUAAGGAUAGAUAAACAGCAAUGCAGACGUGUAUUUUAUCGUUCUAAUUUUUUGCACAGAUACCCACCCCCUCCUCUGGCUGUAUGUAUGCAGUAUGUUCUACAUGGAUUUCCAUUUGGGGAAAUGCUUUUAAUAUUGCCAGGAAGAUGGCUGGGUUUUUGAUAGGUUUAAGGCACCAGGACUAAUGUUUUUUUUAUUAUUAUUAUUAUUAUUAUUAUUAUCAGGGAUUAUAGACUUGAUUAACAGAGAGAGAAAAAAACAUUUAGGUGUAUGAAAGAGAAUCCCUUGUAUCCACACAUGAUGAUGAUGAUUUUGAAUUAUAAAGACAUAUUGUAUGUUCAUGAAUUUUCAUUUCUCUGAUCAGCCAGUGCGCUCACAGGUGAGAAUAGCGGUGAAUUGGAAGCCAGCUUUAAGUCUUGGUCAGUAGUUUUCCCUCUUUUGUCUCGUUCUCCAUUCGAAGGUCAGACUUUAGUUGACUGCUAUAGUUGCCAUCAGUACAGAAGAACCCUAAGUGCCUAGCAUGGCUCGUCGUCGCCCUAUAUCAGCAACGAGAACUGUCCGAAGAUUAAGGCCAUAUUUGAUCGACAUAUUUCAAGUUUUCAACCUACCUCCCUUUAGACCUAAACAGCCCUGAAUUUUCCUAUUUGUUACUUUAAUCUUUACCUUCUAUUGGAUGGAUUUUUUUUUUCUGUAAACUCCCAAACUCCCCUUUUAUUUUUGAUUUUUGCAAGUCUCCUUGUGCUCUGAGAGGGAGGUGAUAAAUGAAUGUGUCAAAGGUUAUAGAAGUGAGGCUAGAGUUUUUUUUAUCAUUAUUAUUUUAGAGCAGGGGCUAAAAUUAAGAAUAAUAAUAAUAAGCUCUUAGGUUUGUCCCUGUGUGCUAGUUUCCUCCUUUAAACCCUCAAACCUUUCGAGUAGAAACAUUUAGCGAGGGAUCGGAAACCUUCAACUGUACAUACAUACCUGCAGAUAGAUACAGAUACAUAUUUAACCUCCACUGUUUGAGAACUUAUAAGCAUUUUUGAGUCGGAUAACGCUACAUACCUUGGUAUCUGGAUAGCCAUGAAGCACUUUGAACAAGUUUUCAAACCACUCUUGCCUGAAUGUUUUUCCUCUGCAUAUGUCAAAUGCUGUGAGAAGACGUGUCAUGUGACUGAUCGUAUGCAGUAGCUCUCAUCUGCAUGUAUAAUUUCAAGUUUUUUGAGACCAUAAUGGAUAAUUUUCCAAACUUUCCUCCACCAUUUACCACAACAAAAAUCUACAAUUUAAAAGCUAUGCUAACAAAUCCGUCUUUACAGGAAAUGAAAAGAAAGUUGAAAGUUUCUACACCCUUGAACGCACCUGAACUGUAUCAUAGUUUUGCAUGAGAUCCCUUUGUUAGCCUACAAACUACAACUUUAAAUUUAAAUGCUGAAAUUUACAUAUUGAUUGAAAUAUUCUUUUUAAAGUUGUGCAGGUAACUACUACGUUACAUUAAAGGUGGAAAACGUUGGAAAUGACUUGUGCUCAAACUCUUAAAAUCCUGAAAUUUUAACAGCUGAGUUUUGAGAGCUGCUGCAUCUUUUUCCUCAUAUUUUUCCAAUUGAAUGUUAAAUGGAUCAGUUUCCUCCGAGGUUAGCUGUAAGGCACAACUAAUGAUUUCUUCUACUUCUGUGAUUUUUCUUUCUUUCUUUCCUUCUUUUUGUUACUGUGCUUUAAAAAAUUGAAGCAUGCUCCCAUUUCCUAAUGUAAAAGUUUAGUUGCUAUGCAAUGACUGAAACACUAAACGGAUCACCACUUGGCUUUUUCGUACUCUAAAUCUUAACUAUUGUAAUGGUUCUUAAAUUUGGCUGGGACAGAAACGAAAACCUCGUCGGCUUUAGCUCAAAAACAGUGAUGAUCUGACGUUUUCUCACAGAAAGUAAAAUUGAUGCACAUGUGUAAAUACUAAGGACUGACUGAUUAUUUUUUUCUUUUUUUUUUUGAAGUGAGCAUGGAGUAGUGGCUUUCUCUUAAAUGAAUAUAUUGAGUCUUUUUAGAGGCUGCUUAGUCUCCUUUCUCCAAUUAUUGAAAACUCCUGUUUUGCAUAUUUAAUGUUUGUUUCACUUUCUUAUCUAAUUAUUAUUAUUAUUAUGAAUGUUACUGAUCAGCAGAUACUCUGAAGUGUAAUAGAAUAUGAGAUGCCCACAACGAAGCCUCCCGCCUCCAGUUGAUCCUCUUUGCUUUAUUGAUUGAUGAGAUGUUUGUAAAUAAUGGCUUGAUAUGGAUUUUCAGUGCUACUGAGUUGGUUUAUUCUGUUUACAAGGCAAAUAAAGGUGGUCUUGACUCGCUGAA
This is a messenger RNA of Poeciliopsis prolifica (blackstripe livebearer), 3215 nucleotides long. RefSeq names its product MOB kinase activator 1B. Bases 269 to 919 code for a protein of 216 amino acids. The record is from RefSeq and is a predicted model, not a curated record. Gene Ontology annotation, cellular component: nucleus; cytoplasm. Gene Ontology annotation, biological process: positive regulation of protein phosphorylation; hippo signaling. Lineage: Eukaryota; Metazoa; Chordata; Actinopteri; Cyprinodontiformes; Poeciliidae. The transcript is spliced from 6 exons. Gene Ontology annotation, molecular function: protein kinase activator activity.